Lepisosteus oculatus (spotted gar) is the source of this 2084-nucleotide messenger RNA. NCBI's taxonomy places the organism in Eukaryota, Metazoa, Chordata, Actinopteri, Semionotiformes, Lepisosteidae. The record is from RefSeq and is a predicted model, not a curated record.
CUGGUCAACCGCUUCGGGAGGAGGAACUCCAUGCUGCUGGUCAACGUGGUGUGCCUGGUGGGCGGGCUGCUGAUGGGCCUCAGCACGGCGGCCGCCUCCUUCGAGAUGCUGAUCGCGGGGCGCCUGCUCAUCGGGGUGUUCUGCGGCCUGUGCACCGGCCUGGUGCCCAUGUACAUCGGCGAGAUCUCGCCCACGGGCCUCCGGGGGGCCUUCGGCACCCUGCACCAGCUGGGCGUGGUGCUGGGCAUACUGGUAGCCCAGGUAAUGAUGAGGAUCAGAGACUGGGGAUACUGGGGGCUCAGGUACAGAGACUGGGAUACUGGGAGCUCAGUCAAUGAUGAGGAUCAGAGAUUGGGGAUUCUGGGGGCUCAGGCGGGGGGAGAGGGCUGGGAGACGCAGUUUCUCCAGGCCGCCAGACCAGCCGAUCGGGGUACGAGCUGGAGCAGGUUCAGGGAAGGAACCGGACUUCAGCUUCCCUCAGAAGACAAGGCGCUGUUGCCCUUUUCUGAGGACCGGGUCGGUACUGGCUCCGCCGUUAAGCCCGGAGGCCGGGACAGCCCCCAGGGGCUUGAUGGCUCCGCCGGCUCUCGUGGAUCUGCCCCCCGAGGGGGGGGUGCUCUCCCUGACGUCAGUGUGCUGAUCCCCUGCUUUUCCCAGGUCUUCUAUUAUUCCACCGGGGAGUUCGCCAAAGCCGGCAUCACGGAGCCCAUCUACGCCACCAUCGGGGCGGGCGUGGUGAACACCAUCUUCACCGUGAUCUCGCUCUUCCUGGUGGAGAGGGCGGGACGCCGGACUCUGCACCUCGUGGGAUUGGCCGGCAUGGCCGCCAGCGCCCUGCUGAUGACCCUGGGCCUCGUCCUGGCGGUGGGUGGCGCUCUUGUGUGCGCGCGUGGGGUCGGCGAAGGGCUGCCCGCGGAGGCGGGGGGGGAACGGAGCGAGGGGGGCGGUCCUGACAGGGGGCCACAUGGGCUGGGUCCCAGGGAGAGGGGUGGCCCAGAGAUCCCGCCAUCGGCAAGCCAAGGGAAGCGUCGGGCAGAUAAGGAGGGAUUCCAGACGGAUUCCUCUCGAGAGAAGCCAUACGCUGGCACCGGACCGGCUGACCUCAAGAGGUGCCGUGUUCCUUCGGGGGUGAGAUGCCACCCUGAGGGAGUUCAGCUGUGGGCCCAGAAGGUAGAGCAGACGUUUGGCCAGUGGUUUGCCAUGCAGUCAGCGCUGGAGCCAAAAUGGCGCUGCAUCUUUUUUUUCUUCCUCCCACAGAGGCUGUGCAACGCGUACGUCUACAUCAUCUUCAUGGUCUUCCUCAUCAUCUUCUUCAUCUUCACCUUCUUCCGCGUUCCCGAGACCAAGGGGCGGACCUUCGAGGACAUCUCCAAGGGCUUCGCCGCCGGCCCCCCAGCGGGGGCGGGCUCUCCGCUGGAGCAGGCCCCCGAAGGCGUCAUCAUCCCGCCCACCAGCCCCACCGAGAAGGUGCCCAUGGUGGACCUCUCCUCUAAGGACACGGCCAACGGCCCCAGCUCCAACCUAUAGGAGGUGUCGGGGGCGGGGCUUCGGGGGAGGGGGAGGGGCUUUCGUGGGGAGGGGGAGGGGCUUCGGGGUUCUUGCUGUUGUGAGGUUGAGGGGCGCAGGUUUUGAUUGGCGCUUCCUGUGGGCCUUCGGUCUCCACCCAUGAUGUCAGACCAGGUCUGGUUUUAUGUGGCGGAGUAGACUUUCAAGUGUCCAGCCUGCAGGUUCCCAGGAGGCGGAGGGUGAGGUGGUCGAGCUACUCUGCAGUUAAAAACUCUUUCUGUUUCUUCUCACUGUCACAAUCCAGCCCUCGUUUCCAUUUUAAAAAGAAAUCACGAAGCCAUGCCCAGCUCUCUCUUGAGCGUUAGUUCAUCAAUGAGGGCCAAGUUAACGAGUUGUGCGAAGUUAAGUGCGCUGCUGGAGCAGGUCAGUGAAGUGUUGAUAGACACACCCACAUGCUGGUGAUAUAUGUUGUGUCAAAAAACAUCAUUUUUCAGUUUUCCCUAUUAUCUUAAACUAGCAGGAGCUACAGCACUGCUAUCUAUAAGAAUCUUCCCCUGUGGCCUGUGGUCUGUGGUCUC